AUGGAUCAAGGCGACUGCAGCCGGUUCAAGAAGAGUGGCUUUAUUCCGACUUCGUGUUCCAAGUCAACCACCAUUUUUGAUAUGACGGCUGAGGUUCCGCAGAACCAAAAGAUGGACGGCUGUUGUAAAGGAGGAGUUCUACUCUCCCGAGUCCAGAGCUACCACAACUCAACGACGGCGUUUCAGAUCGCCAUCGGUGGCGAGGGUAGCAGCAACGCCACUUGGCAGAGACUUGGAAGGUGGAAUGCAGCUACAAACCGCCGUCCCAAUCCCAAAACAAAGUACUACCAAAUCAGUGCUGUGUCUCUUUAUCCUCUGAGCAUGGUAAAAAAGCAUGAUAGAUUAGUGUCGAAGAUAGAGUGUACGAACCACAUGUGUCCUGUAAACAUCAACUGGCAAGUGAUAAAACACCAAAGAAGGGUUCGAGUGACCAUAUCCAAUCUAAACUACGGUACAAGCUAUCAAGAUUGGAUCAUGUUGGCUGACCAUCCAGCUUUUGAUAACACCACAACACUCCUUCAUGCUAAUCACAAGUUCUUGUCCCCUAAUUCUUACAGUAAAAUGGAGGUGGUAUGGGGCAGGAGAGGCUACAAUGGAGCAUUGGCACCGUUUGGGAAGAAGGGGUCAACCAUUAACAUGGUUAUGGUUUUCAAAAAUAACAAACCUGGUCAUCAUGGCAUAGCAGCUGGAGAAUGGAAGAAACCUCCAAAUGCAAUCUUUUUCAAUGGGGACCGAUGUGUAAUCCCUCAGUUCUAG
This is a messenger RNA of Humulus lupulus (European hop), 756 nucleotides long. Its product is annotated as COBRA-like protein 1. Bases 1 to 756 code for a protein of 251 amino acids. NCBI's taxonomy places the organism in Eukaryota, Viridiplantae, Streptophyta, Magnoliopsida, Rosales, Cannabaceae. The transcript has 4 exons. The record is from RefSeq and is a predicted model, not a curated record. Gene Ontology annotation, biological process: plant-type cell wall cellulose biosynthetic process; cellulose microfibril organization. Gene Ontology annotation, cellular component: plasma membrane.